GUGUGCAAGAAAUUUCCUCUGGAAUCAAACUCGUAUCAUUCAAAAAACCCCCCUCGCAGCUCAGAACUCACUCUACAACAACCACCAUUCCGUUCUCUCGGAAAUCCUAACCCUUUGCUUUCGAUCAUCAUCCUCCUAUCAUGGCCGAAGACCAUCACGGUGUUCCCUUUUCUCCUCCGUCGUCGUCCUCCUCGUCAUCACCGGCUCCGCUUGGCUCGUCGGUGAUAUCUCUGGUGAACAGGCUGCAGGAUAUUUUCUCGCGCGUUGGGAUACAGAACACCAUCGAGCUGCCGCAGGUGGCGGUGGUAGGGAGCCAAAGCAGCGGUAAGUCGAGCGUUCUAGAGGCGUUGGUCGGACGCGACUUCCUUCCCCGCGGCAACGACAUCUGCACCCGGCGGCCCCUCGUUCUUCAGCUUGUCCAGACCAAACGCCAUCCCGACGGCACCGAAGAGGAGUUUGGAGAGUUUCUCCACCUUCCUGGCAGGAGGUUCCAUGAUUUCUCACAGAUUCGCAGGGAGAUUCAGGCUGAAACCGAUAAAGAAGCAGGAGAUAAUAAAGGAGUCUCAGAUAAGCAGAUUCGUCUAAAGAUUUUUUCUCCAAAUGUUCUGGAUAUCACACUUGUUGAUCUUCCAGGCAUAACAAAGGUUCCUGUUGGUGACCAGCCAUCUGAUAUCGAAGCCCGAAUCAGAACAAUGAUCAUGUCAUAUAUCAAAGUUCCCUCCUGUCUCAUUCUAGCUGUCACACCAGCUAAUUCGGAUUUGGCUAAUUCAGAUGCUCUUCAGAUGGCAGGAAUUGCUGAUCCGGAUGGAAAUAGAACGAUUGGUGUAAUCACAAAGUUAGAUAUCAUGGACAGGGGUACUGAUGCCCGGAAUCUGUUACUAGGAAAAGUUGUUCCUCUUCGACUUGGUUAUGUGGGUGUUGUAAAUCGUUGUCAGGAGGAUAUUCUCUUGAAUCGAAGUAUAAAGGAUGCUCUUGUUGCUGAAGAGAAGUUUUUCCGCAGUCGUCCUGUAUACAGUGGUCUAGCAGACAGCUGUGGAAUUCCUCAAUUGGCAAAGAAAUUGAACCAGAUUCUUGCACAGCAUAUAAAGACUGUUUUACCAGGUCUGAGAGCUCGUAUAAGCACUUCGUUGGUUGCACUUGCCAAAGAGCAUGCAAGCUAUGGAGAUCUCACAGAGUCCAAGGCUGGUCAGGGUGCUCUUCUCCUGAACAUCCUUUCAAAAUAUUGUGAUGCAUUUUCCUCCAUGGUGGACGGGAAGAACGAAGAGAUGUCCACUUCCGAGCUAUCUGGUGGGGCAAGGAUUCACUAUAUUUUCCAAUCCAUCUUUGUGAAUAGUUUAGAGGAGGUGGAUCCAUGUGAAGAUCUGUCUGAUGAUGAUAUUCGUACUGCCAUACACAAUGCAACUGGACCUAGAUCGGCAUUGUUUGUUCCAGAAGUCCCAUUUGAAGUCCUCAUAAAAAGGCAAAUAUCUCGUCUAUUGGAUCCGGGCAUUCAGUGUGCCAGGUUUAUAUAUGAUGAAUUAAUGAAGAUCAGCCACCGCUGUAUGGUCACUGAACUGCAGCGGUUUCCUUUCCUGAGAAAGCGCAUUGAUGAAGUUAUUGGGAACUUCUUAAGAGAAGGACUUGCUCCCUCAGAGACAAUGAUUGCACAUCUGAUAGAAAUGGAGAUGGAUUACAUAAACACUUCCCACCCAAAUUUUAUUGGUGGAAGUAAGGCAUUAGAACUUGCAGCGCAACAGACGAAGAAUUCUAGAGUUUCUCUGUCAGUUGCUCAAGUGAAGGAUGCUCUGGACUCUGAUAAGGGACCAGCAUCCGAAAGAAAUGGGAAGUCACGAGGUAUGCUUCCUCUUCCACGACAACCUAAUGGAGUUGUGAUUGAUCCGGGCAACCGUGUUCAUUCAGAUGUUGAAAAAGUGAUACCUUCCGGAAACGCUAGUGGUGGUGGAUUGGGUUGGAGGCUCCCAUUCGUGUUUGGUGAUGGUGACAAUCGUCCAGUUGUGAAGGAGAAUACAGCUAGUAAACAACAUAUUGAACCAGUUCAUGGUAUGGAGCUAUCAUUCUCCAUCAUUCAAUUGAGAGAGCCCCCUCCUGUCUUGAGGCCAUCUGAGAGCAGUUCGGAGACAGAAGCUAUGGAAAUCACAGUAACAAAGUUGCUUUUGACAUCAUACUAUGACAUUGUCAGGAAAAAUGUCGAGGAUCUUGUUCCUAAAGCAAUUAUGCACUUCUUGGUAAAUAAUACCAAGAGAGAGCUACACAAUGUGUUCAUUCAAAAGCUGUACAGAGAGGAUCUGUUUGAAGAGAUGUUGCAAGAACCUGAGGAGAUUGCCAAGAAAAGAAAACGAUGCCAAGAGCUUCUCCGUGCCUUUCAACAGGCUUUUAGGGACUUGGACGAACUACCACUUGAAGCCGAAACAGUAGAAAGAGGAUACAGUUUGGCUGAAUCAGCUGGCAUGCCUAAAAUUCAUGGACUGCCAACUUCAUCAAUGUAUAGUUCGGGGGAUUACUAUUCAGCUUCUCCCAAUAACCAGAAGUUUAAGAAAUCUUCACAUUCUGGGGAACUUAGAUCAAGUUUAGAUUCAAAUGGAAGUUGGGGAGCAUAUAUGUAAGUUUUUCCCUCCCGCAUGUGUGACGUAUGAAGCUAGCUGAAGCCCUUGUAGGUAGUAGUAUCUCAAAGGAAUUUGACUUGAGCCAUUUUUAUUUUUUCAUUUGUUUAAGCUGUGGCAAUUUUUUGGGUUUUGGAACCCUUGACUGCCGAAGCUAGACUUACAUUCAAUUACCGUUUCUGAAUAAAAUGGUUAUUGAAUGUUGGUCACUGCUCAUUUUUACACUAGAGUUUUCCUUUUUUCCAAUGUUCUAGGCUCCUGCAAAGAAUAAGGGGAGCGUAUAUGACCUUGCACAGUUUCCACUAUCGUUUUCAUUAAACAUCCAUGAUAAUCUUUUUGUUAAA
Arachis stenosperma is the source of this 2944-nucleotide messenger RNA. RefSeq names its product dynamin-related protein 3A-like. The record is from RefSeq and is a predicted model, not a curated record. Gene Ontology annotation, molecular function: GTP binding; GTPase activity; microtubule binding. Gene Ontology annotation, biological process: mitochondrial fission; peroxisome fission. Bases 141 to 2603 code for a protein of 820 amino acids. The transcript is spliced from 20 exons. Gene Ontology annotation, cellular component: membrane; mitochondrion; cytoplasm. Lineage: Eukaryota; Viridiplantae; Streptophyta; Magnoliopsida; Fabales; Fabaceae.